UUCAUUUUAUCUCUUUCCGCCAGAUUCACGAAUUUUCUUAUCUGUUUUCGUCUUUUCCCCCCUUUUUUUCAGGUGUACCAGCCCCAGAUUAAACGCACGAUACGUACUCUGAAUGAAGCGAGUAUACUACCAGAACCGCGACUUCCUGUCAAAUAUCCUCGGAUAUCCGGUCGUGAACCUGAUCCGCAAGAAAAUCCUCAUAACGCAUGGAGCCACGUUUGUACAAUCCACGGAGCAAAACGCGGAAAACUUCUUGGGAAGAGGAUUGCCGUGAAAGACAACAUUGCCGUAGCUGGCGUCCCACUGAUGAAUGGAUGUCACGCAUUGGAUGGUUAUGUUCCAGACUUUGAUGCAACAGUGGUGACUCGAAUAUUAGAACAAGGUGGAACAGUUAUUGGUAAGACGAGGUGUGAAGAUUUAUGCUACUCUGGAAGUAGUUUUACUGGAGCCGGUGGCCCCGUUCUGAACCCACAUGACACAACACGAAGCUCUGGUGGUUCGAGCUCCGGCAGUGCUGCAGCGAUAGCGGCUGGUGACGUCGACAUGGCACUUGGGACGGAUCAAGGUGGUUCGAUCCGGUUACCGGCGGCAUGGUGCGGUGUUUAUGGGAUGAAACCUACCUAUGGACUGGUUCCAUAUACUGGUGCUAUGUCGUUAGAACCAACUGUCGAUCACAUAGGACCACUGGCAAAGACUGUGUAUGACUGCGCGCUCCUACUCGAAGUCAUUGCAGGGUAUGAUAAUGGUCUGGAUCAUAGACAACAUCCAAAUAUCAAAGUACCACAAUACACAAAAGAGAUCGAAAAUUGUCAAAUUGACGAUGAGAGAAUCGGGAUCUUGAUCGAAGGAUUCGCUACUGAUUGUGGAGAUUCUAAAGUGAAAUCGUUAGUUUUUGAUAUUAUCAUGCAGCUGAAACAGCAUGGAGCACAUGUCGAUGACAUUUCUGUCCCUAUGCACAAACUAGGUCAUAUGGCUUUCGCCUGUUUUGCCCCUGAGGGAAUCAAUGCAGCGUUACUUCAAAAUGGAGGUGGUGGAUACGGUCACCAAGGUUACUAUCCAUCUAGCAUGAUAUCACAGGUAUCAAAAGCAUUCCAAGCGAGACCAAAUGAUGUUACACAUAGAAUAAAGGUGACCAGACUUCUUGGGGAGUACUUGAAAAAGAACUACGGGGGUCGUUUCUACGCUAAGGGUCGCAACUUGGUGUUAGCACUACGACAUGCUUACGAUACAGCUUUUCAAGUCGUAGAUAUCCUGGCGAUGCCUACGGUGCCAUAUACAGCUAGAAAGCUACCCACCGAUGACUGCUCCAUCGAAGAUCACUUCAAAAUGAGCUCUGCUUGUGCCAUAAAUACCAAGUCGUUCAAUUCUACUGGGCACCCAGCUAUCAGCAUUCCUGUUGGUAAAAUCAAUGGACUUCCAGUUGGGUUAACUCUUGUUGGUCGCCAUUUUGAUGAAGUUCGACUUUUACGCGUAGCGAAAUACAUCGAGCAACAUUGUAAUAAAAGAAGGGAUAUGAUAACUCCGAGACUUUAACGAAGUAAACCGAUUUUAUGGGUACGUUUGAUUUUCACCCUUACUAGGCCAUGGUAAAUUAGUUAAGAAUACAAAUGGGGAGGGGGCUGGGAGCGAGCGCCCCCUUCCACCCGCAGAUCUCGGUCGACGAUCGCACCGUCGCGCCGGAAAUCUACACGCACGUCCAUAACAUAAUCUACCAAAUUUUAUUAUUUGAUAAUACUAUGAUUUCAUUGAUUAUUCUAAUGGUUAUUUAUGCAUGGAAUCAGCAUGAUCAGAAUUCUGCUCUAAAUCAAGAAAUGAAGUUUCAAAUAUUAGAAUUGUGGGUCUUGACACUCUUGGAGAUAUUCUCAUCAAUCUGCUAUAUGGGAAACUACGAUGUUGUUUUAUACUUUCUCAAGUGUUGCUUUGUUUGACGAUAUUUUAGGUUUUUUGUUAGAAAUAAUAUUUGUUGAUGGAAACCGUCGUAACAAACUAUUUCAAUCAUGAUAACAUACAGUAAAUCAAAUUCAUUUUCAAGCAGUAGAAAUAUAAAAAUAAUGAUACAUUUAUGCAUUUUAGCUCGGAUCAGAAUUUGCAAUGGAUUUCACAUAUAUAUUUUUCUUUGUCUAACAUGCACUAAAAGAGCAUCGCAAACGUUACACGAAACUUGGAAAAAAGCGUCUGGAAAGGCGAUGCGAAGAAAUGUUUUCGCCAUUUUAACUCAUCGCGCAAAGCGUCGAAGAGGGGGGGGGGGUGUUUAGCCCUCAGAGCUCACCCGGCCUAGUUAGGGUUAAGGUCAAAGCGUUGCAAAAAGACUGAUACUGAUGUGUGAAUGUGUGUGUACUUUGGAAACGUGUCUUUCGAAUUCUCUUAAAAGAGAUGUAAUUAACAGACUAACAUUCAUGACAUUUAGAACGAAAUGUUUGGCUAACUCUAUAGAUAAGACAUGAAGGAACGUAAGAAUGUUUCCUUCAAUCCAAGUUAACGGAUCGAAACAAGAUGGAUAGCUAGAUAUAUUUCUAUUUACUAUUUGUAGGGGGACUGUUGACUGCUGUGAAGCUUCUGAACUGUUGCUGCAUCGGGGGCGGUAACAUGAUAAUUUGUUUGGAGGCAAGGCGACCUAAAUAUGAUAUCAUCUUUCUCUUAUUAUAUAGAAUAAAUUGCACAACCAAUGUAUCUCUUUUUAUACUCUUCUCCCUCGUUCUUCCCUUUCUCCCUUUGUUUUAUUACUGCUUGAAAAGAUAUAGGAGAUCACUGUGAUGCCGCCCAUGCGUAAAUCGUUUGCAAGCCCCGUGAAAACUGCUCAAUUCUCAUUUUCAAAACCUUUAUCAAGGUUUACCACUCUCUUAUGUCAUACUUAUGCAAACUACAAGUUGUACCAUCCUAAUAUCUUACAAUCUUGCCUAAUGCUCAAAGCGUAAAUUCACCAGCAUGGUUGCAUUUUAUUUUUUUUUAUAGAAGGAAAUAAUUAAUGAUCGUUAUUCUUGAAAAGAGUUAAACUGUGUAUCAGUAUAAAUUUUGAUUGCUGCAGUACUAUUGUAUAUUGCUACUUAUAAUUACGUACUAUUACCAAAGAAAUGUCUCGUAAAUAAUAUGAAAGGUAAAAUCCUGUAAUUGUAAAGGUCUUUUCGUUUAUUGCUAUUGUACAUGAGAAGAAUUGAAAAAAGGGCAAACAAUUGGAAAUUAAUUAUUAUUUUUUCAGCGUAUAGUGUGCUCUCUGUUGCAUAUUUUUCAAUAAAUAAUUACAAAAAAAAAUGUCUAAAUAAUCAGAGUACGGAAAUAUAGUUGGAAAUGGGUAAAUAAUGAUGAUAAAUGUUUAGGGUCUGUGCCAGGUGUAUUUUUGAAUGUGUAUCUGUUUAUAUAAAACACUCGAACUUUGAAAACACAACGAAAUUUGGAAAAUGACAUGUCUACAUAUAUUUUAUAUAUCUAAUACUGUUAUGUAAAAUUGCAAUAAAAGAAUGGUUUGAAAAAUUUGUGUGGGCAUGUUCAUUUCAUGUUCUUUUCCGACGACUUAUAAGUGCAGAUACAAUGGUUCUUUUUGUCGUGUUCAUCUGAUGAUAUUUCAAAAGGCUGGAUUUCCUUUCACAAAUAUUUGAAACAUAUUCUUUAUCGAUGUAAAUAUAACUGUUUUAUAUACAACCUAUCAUGUAGAAUGCGUUGUUUCUUUGCCUCUGAGAAGUUUUCUUUUCUCCAUUUGCCAUGGGAGUAGAAAUGUAAACAUUGGCACAGUAAAGCACGGUGAAUCGAAUGAGGUUACCCUCCCCUCCCCAGCAAGACCUUAAGACCGAAUCUGGA
Messenger RNA from Lytechinus variegatus (green sea urchin), 3792 nucleotides. Its product is annotated as amidase-like. The annotation marks the transcript as partial. Gene Ontology annotation, molecular function: catalytic activity. The transcript has 10 exons. Lineage: Eukaryota; Metazoa; Echinodermata; Echinoidea; Temnopleuroida; Toxopneustidae. The record is from RefSeq and is a predicted model, not a curated record.